AUGGGUAGCGCCGAUCAAACCUCCAAUCGUCAGUUUGUCCUCCGUACCCACCGACCCGGCGACAUAGGAUGGAUUAUUCACAGACACGGCGUCCUUUACAACCAAGAAUACGGCUGGGAUGAGCGAUUUGAAGCCCUUGUCGCCGGUAUCGCGGCAGAGUUCAUCAAUCAAUACGACCCCCUAUCCGAGCGCUGUUGGAUUGCAGAAAAAGACGGCAACCCACUGGGCUGCAUCAUGCUCGUCAAAGACCGAUCGAGCGAUAACACCGCCAAACUUCGCCUACUAUUAGUAGAGCCGAGUGCGCGUGGUCUAGGUGUUGCUCGAGCUCUAGUGCGCCAGUGCAGAACAUUCGCCGAGGAGGUCGGUUACGAGCGAAUCGUGUUGUGGACGAAUCAAGUAUUGCUACCUGCGCGUCGACUGUAUACGUCUGAAGGAUAUCGAUGUGUUCAGGAAGAGGAGCAUGAGGCAUUUGGAAUCAAGCUAGUUGGGGAAUCUUGGGAGUUGAGUCUACAGCCAUCCACGACAUAG
This is a messenger RNA of Penicillium subrubescens, 528 nucleotides long. RefSeq names its product GNAT family N-acetyltransferase. Bases 1 to 528 code for a protein of 175 amino acids. The transcript has a single exon. Lineage: Eukaryota; Fungi; Ascomycota; Eurotiomycetes; Eurotiales; Aspergillaceae. The record is from RefSeq and is a predicted model, not a curated record. Gene Ontology annotation, molecular function: N-acetyltransferase activity.